CACUGAGCCCAGGGCAGACAACAACAACAAAAAUCGGACAUUGGUGUAAAUUUCCGCAAAAACGGAAUAAAAAUAGCAACGACCGCAGCGAAAACGACUGCACACAAUGCACAAAGGUGCGCCACCCUGGCAAUUCACUGCCACGGUGGAUGCCAACGCAACAGAUAAGCAGACACAGCAGCAGUCGCAGAAGGAGGAGAAAGACGUAUCCGAAAAACUGAUAAGAUUCGCCAUGUCCCCAAGUGCCGUUGUAGCAGAAGCAGCAGCAGCAUCGCCCCCAACCCAAACCCUCUGCUGGCUGCUACUGCUGCUGCUGUGCAGCCUGCCGCUGUCCCUGCCCGUGGCAGAGGCCACCCACAUAAGCGGCGACUUCCAGACGGCGGACUUUUUCCAGUUUCUCGUCAAGUUUGGCUUCAACAAGGCCGAUCUCCCCACACGACGCACUGCCUAUGGCUAUAUCUAUGGCAAUGUGACAUCUCCGGAGAACUACACGGCGCCCGUGACCCUGGUGGUGCUGGACAAGUCAACAUUUCUGGACUUUUACGGCAAUCGCAGCCAUCGGAGCCGCGAGGUUGCCUGCUCCAUGAUGUUUACGCGCCUGCAUAGCAUUGCCUACGAUGCCAAGUGCAAUCCGCAGGGCAAACGUGACUUUCUCCGGCAUGUGCCCUGUCCCAGGGGGCAGCUGUGCAGCGACGAGGAUGCGCCAGCGAAUGUGAUGCCAGGACACCAGUUUACGUACGUAAUCAACCUGGAGGCAGAGCCGCGCUUCUGGUACAUGGCCUUGGUGGCAUGCUAUCAGAAUCAGAGCACCUGCCAGUGGCACGCACACGAGAGCCUGCCGCGGCUCAGCAAUCGGAGCAGCGGGCUCCUGCACAGGCUGCACUACGACAUCCAUUUGGUGAAUGUGCAUCCGAAUAACUCGGCAGCACAUCCGCUCACCUUUCAGUACUCGUACGACCAGCAGAAUCUGCUGGAGAUGUACCUCAUCUUCCUGCUCGUCUACAUUGUGCUGCUGCCCAUGCAGAUCUAUGCGGUGCGGCGGCAGAAGCAUCCCGUCACGAAGCUCUUCACGCUGAGUCUGCUCAGCGAAUUCGUUAGCCUGGCGCUGAUCACGGCCCAUCUGAUUCACUAUGCGGCGAAUGGAGUGGGUCAGCCGCGGCUGCAGGCAGCGGGCGACGUGCUGGACAUACUCAGUCGAACGACAUUCAUGCUGAUCCUGCUGCUGCUGGCCAAGGGCUGGGCGGUGACGCGUCAGCAGAUCAGUCGCACUGGCUGGAUCAUCCUAAUGUCCAUCUGGGUGCCAUACUGUGCGUUCCAUGUGUUCCUCUACAUCUGGGAUCGGACGGAGGUGGAUAUUGUAUCGGAUAUUGAUGAAUAUCAAACCUGGCCCGGCUGGAUUGUCCUCAUUCUGCGCACCUCCUUUAUGAUGUGGUUCCUGUAUGAGCUGCGCAACACCAUGAAAUACGAGCAUUCCACCAAGAAAUUGGAUUUCCUCUUGCAUUUGGGCGCCUCCAGCUUGGUGUGGUUCAUCUACCUGCCCAUCGUGGCCAUUGUGGCCUUGCAAAUCAGCCCCAUGUGGCGCUACAAGCUGCUCCUGGGCAUCACCAACUCGGCCGACUGCCUUGCAUACUGUGUGAUGACGGGUCUGCUGUGGCCACAUCGUGCCGGACAAUAUCUCCUGCUUGCAGGCACCAAAUAUGCAGGCAUGGAUGAGCUGGAUGAGUUCAAUGAGGCGCCACAUAUUGUGCGCGAACGUGAGCUUCGCAGGAAUUCGCCACCCGAUGAUAUAUCAAUUGGCACGGGCGGUGGCAGCCGCGGCAUGGUGCUGUCCACGAGCAUACCCCACUCCCUGAAUGGCGAUGCGUGCAACGAUCUGCUCGAGGCCGAGGAUCUGGAUGCGCAACUACUCACCGAUCUGAACAAGAACAGCCACAUUGUGGCAUAGAGUGCAGGAGUGAUCGAACAGAAAACGGGUUAAUUAGUAGAUUUUUAGUAGACAAUUGUGCUAAAACACGCUACACUAGGCAUAUAUACAGACAUACUUAUAGAUGUGUACAACGAAGACAGAAAGGAAAGAAAAGUAGAGAAGUUCCCAGAAAAUGCCGCAAAGAUAAAAGUGCAAACAGAUUGCAGCAGAGAUAAAAGUGCAAACCGAUUGCAGCAAAGAUUGUUGUGUGAUUUUAUAUAGUUAUAUUAUAUAUGCUUGAAUUUAUUAUUAGUUAAUCGUUCUCUUGAACUAAGCCAACGAUUAGUUAACGCAUAGAACAACGAUACGACUACGCUUCUACGCAUCAUCUACAUCAUUAAUCAUUUCGUUGUGGUACAAGUUGCAUGGCAUAAGCUUACAUUUUUAAUGAA
This is a messenger RNA of Drosophila subobscura, 2358 nucleotides long. RefSeq lists its product as uncharacterized. The record is from RefSeq and is a predicted model, not a curated record. NCBI's taxonomy places the organism in Eukaryota, Metazoa, Arthropoda, Insecta, Diptera, Drosophilidae. Gene Ontology annotation, biological process: G protein-coupled receptor signaling pathway; response to pheromone. The coding region runs from base 107 to 1945 and encodes 612 amino acids. The transcript is spliced from 5 exons.